UUAAUUUUUUUUUGCUUUGAAACAAAGUUAGGACCAUAAAUUAAAUUCAUAAAAAUAUAAAUGAUGAUAAAUUAGUUUUUAUUUUGGUAAGCACUUGCAGAAAAGCAGAUUUUUCCGAUUUAUUUCUCUCAAUACUGAACUGUCCCAGAAAAAAUCAACCAUCUCUAUUGGGGCUCAUCGUCUUCAUCAACCGAAAUUAGAAGCUAUUUUUGCAUAUAAAUGGCAGACCCAAACUCCACCACCGCCGCCAAACCCAGAGUGGUUAUUUGCAUAGGUGAUAUCCAUGGCUACCUCGCAAAGCUACAAAACCUCUGGUCCAAUCUCCAAUCCGUAAUCAACCCAGAAGAGUUUAGCUCUGCUCUGGUCAUUUUUUUGGGUGAUUACUGUGACCGUGGUCCAGAUACCAAGAAAGUAAUAGAUUUCUUGUUAAAUUUACCCUCAGCCUAUCCAAAUCAGAAGCAUGUGUUUCUCUCUGGAAAUCACGACCUUGCUUUCGCCGCUUUUCUGGGAGUUUUGCCGGAGCCCGGAAACGGGGCGUCGUUUAAGGAGGGAUGGAAGGAAUAUGAAGUGAACGAGGAACGAGAAGGGUGGUAUAAGGGAGCUGGGUACGAGAACAUGUAUCUGCAAGGGAGGAGGUGGGCUGGGACUAUUAAAGUUCGGUUUAAUGCUACUAAAGGGACAGAGUAUAAGGGUUCUAUCUAUGAUGCUGGACCUACAUUUGAAUCCUAUGGAGUCCCUCAUGGGUCUGCUGAUCUAAUGAAGGUGGUUCCUGAUGAACACAAGAGGUUUCUGGCUGAUUUGGUUUGGGUCCAUGAAGAGGAAAAUGUAUGUAUAGAGAGUGAAGAAGGAAUUAAGCACUGUAAAUUGAUUGCUGUGCAUGCGGGAUUAGAGAAAGCGAAAAAUGUGGAAGAACAACUGAAAUUUUUGAAAGCUAAAGACACCAGAGUGCCCAAGGUAGAAGCUCUUAGUGGGAGGAAAAAUGUGUGGGAUAUCCCAAAGGAAUUAACUGAAAAGCCAACCAUUGUGGUUAGUGGUCAUCAUGGGAAACUUCAUAUUGAAGGUCUUAGAUUGAUUAUUGAUGAAGGUGGUGGACUGGAGAAUAAUCCAGUGGCUGCUAUUGUGCUUCCCUCAAUGAAGCUUGUCCGAGAUACCGACGACUUGACAAAGUAACUUAAAUUUUGUGGUAGAUUAUGUGAUAACAUUGCCUUGAUUUGAUACUUUUCGAAACUUAGCCAAAGGUAUUUAUCUGUUCAUGGAGUUUGAUACUUACUAGCUUUGAUGGAUGCAUUCACUUGUUAUAAUCGUUCUGGUAUUCUUUCGAUA
Manihot esculenta (cassava) is the source of this 1323-nucleotide messenger RNA. Its product is annotated as tyrosine-protein phosphatase RLPH2-like. The coding region runs from base 220 to 1170 and encodes 316 amino acids. The record is from RefSeq and is a predicted model, not a curated record. The transcript has 4 exons. Lineage: Eukaryota; Viridiplantae; Streptophyta; Magnoliopsida; Malpighiales; Euphorbiaceae. Gene Ontology annotation, molecular function: hydrolase activity.